This is a messenger RNA of Ectocarpus sp. CCAP 1310/34, 1316 nucleotides long. NCBI's taxonomy places the organism in Eukaryota, Phaeophyceae, Ectocarpales, Ectocarpaceae. The record is from the annotation of a GenBank genome assembly.
AUGGCCUUCAUCGAGUACAACACCAUCAUGACCGCCUUCGACACCCCCAGCGCUGUCACCGGCGAGGGCGGCCUGAAGGAGGACUACAUCCCGGGAGACCUCGGCUUCGACCCCCUCAACCUCAAGCCCGACGACGAGGCGGCUCUGGACGUGAUGAAGACCAAGGAGCUGAACAACGGCCGUUUGGCCAUGAUCGGCAUCGCCGGCAUGUUGGCGCAGGAGCUGGUCAACCCGGCNUGAAGACCAAGGAGCUGAACAACGGCCGUUUGGCAAUGAUCGGAAUCGCCGGCAUGUUGGCGCAGGAGCUGGUCAACCCGGCGGACAUCCUCGGCUAAAUUGUUUGCUUUUGUAGACUUUCGUCGCUUGGAUUAUCUUGAUGUGAUAGAUCAAGUGUGAUCAAGUGUGUGUGUCUGAUGCAAAUGUGUUUUAUUGCGUCCGUCUGAUCCGAGAGGAUGGAAAAACGAAUUUGGGAAGUUCUACCUACCGUAUUGUUCGGCCUUGUCUCGCGAUCGCAGAUGCUGGUGUGAAGCGUGUUUAGUUGAUGCUUAGUUUUCGGUUGUUAUUUACUUCUGUACCGUAUGCAUUGCAAUGCUGAGUGUCGACGAUUAAACUUAUCUUCGAUUCCUUCGGCUUUUUGUUCUGCCACCGCUAUCUAUAUCGGCGUACGGAGGUAUCCGUGUCACUCUUGGGAUGUGUUUUGGCGAUAUAUGUGCUUGGUGUUGUUUGUUGUUUAGCCGAGGCGUGUUCCGCUCAGGUUCACGCGCAAUUUUGACUUUUUUUUCUUAAGACGAGCUCUGCGGGGAUUGCUGUGUUGUACAACCUCUUCUACGAUCACAGUGUUGUGUCAAGAUUUGAUAGGCCGAGCAUGCGAAGUGAUGAACAGGUUAGCAUGCGUUGUGCCACAUCCGAAACUCCGGAAUCUCGUGUUUGUUUGCGAGUCUGAAAUGUCUGGUGACAUGAGUUCAUGUAUGUUGCCAAAGCCUUCGUUGCAUACCGCUCUCGUAGUUUUUACUUGGUUGCAUGGUAAGGGGGGGGCGUGAAGUACUUAGAUGUACAUGGCUAGUGGCAAAGGUGGCACCACGUUGUAGGUUGCGUGCAGUGGCGUCCAGGGUGUGUGUGCCCUUGGGUUAAAACGCGUUGUGUAUUUUGAGUAUGAGAGACACCGUCUCGAGUUCGCCAUGCACGGUGAACCGCGUUGUUUGGGAGUUGUUCCGUCCAGAUGAUGACCUACGUGUUUUGCUCUUGUUGAAGGUAGUGUUAAUUGCCGACGGAAUACGAACUUGACGAAAACGUCCAUGAAAACACCCAUGUUUCAC